AUGUUGAAGGCUGGUAUUCUACAUUGUCUGCGAAAAAAAUCCCAAUCCGAACUGCUCCGUAAUCUGGUAAGGUUUGACUUAGUAUCGGCUGUACUGAAAAGGAACCUGGCCGAGAACAUAAAGCAACUUGCUACUUUGUCUAUAUAUCGGGCUAUGUUGUGCGAGCUCAUGCAGCAAAAUAUGACAAACGAGUCGGGUUCAUUCUCUUCGUCGAGUAUGGAGAUGAGUCCGCAAGUCGAUGUCUAA
Plasmopara halstedii is the source of this 246-nucleotide messenger RNA. RefSeq lists its product as uncharacterized. Bases 1 to 246 code for a protein of 81 amino acids. NCBI's taxonomy places the organism in Eukaryota, Oomycota, Peronosporomycetes, Peronosporales, Peronosporaceae. The transcript is spliced from 3 exons. The record is from RefSeq and is a predicted model, not a curated record.